AUGGAUUCCUCGAAUGUUGUUAGAGACCAGCUUCUUUUUAAUGAAUCAGCAAAUGUGCCUGACAUAACUGCAGUGACUAUUUCGUAUCUAUUAUGUAUUUUUGGUGGCUCUUUGUCAGUUCUCAUAAUGUGUGGAAACCUACUUGUAAUAAUCUCCAUUGUUUAUUUCAAACAGCUCCACACUCCUACUAACUUCCUGAUGCUCUCUCUGGCUGUGGCUGACCUGCUAGUUGGAAUUUUAGUUGUGCCUUUUAGCAUCAUUAUUGUUGUAAGCUCAUAUUUCCGUCUUCAAUACAUACUUUGUAGAAUACGGAGCAGCUUUGAUAUGAUACUGUGCAAUUCUUCCAUUUGGAACUUGUGCUGCAUUUCUGUUGACAGAUAUUAUGCAGUGUGUCAGCCACUGAGAUACAGAACUAAAAUAAAUGGCCGUGUUGUUGGGAUCAUGAUUCUUGUGUCCUGGACUAUUGCCACUCUAAAUACAGCUAUUCAAACAUUGCAGGCCUUGAGUAAAGCACCAAACAGCAAGAAGUGUGUUUUAUUUCAACGUAAAACACAGAGUACGAUGGUUCUGGGAGGUUUAUUUGCAUUUGGCAUCCCAGCUGUCAUUAUGUCUACAAUCUACCUAAAGAUUUUCAUGGUGGCACGGAAACAGGCACGCAGCAUCCUGAGCAUGGCAAAAUCUGGUGAAACUGUCAGUAAAAUGGAGAAAAAGGCGACUAAAACUUUGUCUAUUGUGAUGGGGAUUUUUCUCCUGAGUUGGACACCUUUCGUUGUGUGCAUCACCUUUCAUCGUUUAAGCAAUUACCCAAUACCAGUCCAUGUAAUUCAGUCAUUAAAGUGGCUUGGAUGGUCAAAUUCAAUGUUAAAUCCGUUUGUUUAUGCUUUCUUUUACAGCUGGUUUCGAUCAGCUUUUAAGAUGAUCAUUACAGGAAAAAUAUUUAAAGAUGAUUUUUCUAAUUCUAAUCUCUUUUGA
Molecule: messenger RNA, 972 nt
Organism: Solea solea (common sole)
Lineage: Eukaryota; Metazoa; Chordata; Actinopteri; Pleuronectiformes; Soleidae
Product: trace amine-associated receptor 4-like
Exons: 1
Coding region: 1-972 (323 amino acids)
Biological process (GO): G protein-coupled receptor signaling pathway
Cellular component (GO): membrane
Molecular function (GO): trace-amine receptor activity
Source: RefSeq, a predicted model, not a curated record